UAUGCUAAGAGUAGCUUUCAGGACUACAGCCACCUUUACAAGGUUACCAUUCCUGCACAAGGAUUCUGAAACUAUCCUGUUGUAUGACUGGUACAAUGAAACAAACUUUGGUCCUUUAACACCAACUACAGUAUUACAUGAUAUUGGAGGAUCAGAGUUGGGACAAUUGUUGGUUCAAACUCUAAAACCAAUAAGGAUGAUUGUUCAUGAUGGUGAUUUUAUAAACAGUGAUUUUACAGUUGAAAUUGUAACAAAAUAUCUUUUACCAGCAAAUUAUCCACAAGAUGAGAUAUUUUAUUCAUUUAAAAAAGGUUAUCAUUUGGGAUUAAAAAUGUCAAUAAAUGGAGAAGGUUCACUACUAACUAGAGAGGGAGAAAAAUUGGGAAUUGUUAUGAAGCCAUUGUCUAGUGAUUAUUUAACAUACUUUGCAUUGGUUUAUAAUCCAAAUUCAAAAAGAAUGCACUACUAUAUGAAAGGAGUUAAAUAUGGACAUGUUAAUGUUUUAAACUUUAUAGGUGCACCUAAAGAUCUUGCACUUGGAUUCUGUGUUGGAGCUUGUAGUGAAAAAGAUUUUCAUGGUAAUAUUUAUGCUUUUAAAUGGACACGUUCUCUGAAAAGUGAUGCUGACAUAGCAAACAAAUGGCUGGAAAUACCAGUGUUUCAAUGCUUAAAAAACAAAUUAGCCUGA
Molecule: messenger RNA, 688 nt
Organism: Dimorphilus gyrociliatus
Lineage: Eukaryota; Metazoa; Annelida; Polychaeta; Dinophilidae
Source: the annotation of a GenBank genome assembly